AUGACUAACACAAGAAGUCAAACUGAGUUGGAAAAGACAUUAAAGGACCAUACAACUUCUCUUUUGAGAUUCGAUGCAUUUGUUGAGAAGGCUGAGAAGAAUUUUAAUGAAAUUCAUCAAUUCUUAGAAAAAAUAGCCAACAAUCAAUCUAAUCAUGGAAGAGAUUCAGGACCAACAGACGGUCAAUUGGGGGAAGGUUUAGUCACUAAUUACGCCACAAGGAAUGAUAGGCUGUAUAGGUUGGGAAAGAUAGAAUUCCCAAAAUUUGAUGGCAAUGAGGUGGAGGAUUGGAUUUGCAGAUGUGAUCAUUUUUUCGAUGUUGAUGAGACACCAGCCAAUUUUAAGGUGAGAUAUGCGGCCAUCAAUCUUGAAGGCAAGGCUAUGAAAUGGCAUGCAAAUUUUAUCAAGAACCUAACAAAGCCUAUUUCUGAGGUAAGUUGGUCUGAAUAUACUAGCCAUCUUGUUGAUAGAUUCUCUGUGAAUCAAUAUAAUGAUGCUAUGGGUGACUUAGCCUCUACUGUACAAUUGGGAUCAUUGGAGGAAUUUUGUGAUAAAUUUGAUGAAAAGUUAUUGAGGGUAACAAUAUGUGAAGAAUAUGCAGUCAGCAUAUUCUUGAACAAUUUGAAACCUGAAAUUUCUGGGCCAGUAAGGUUGUUUGAACCUAAGAACAUGAAAGAAGCUUAUAAGUAUUCUAAGAAGCAAGAUAUGGCAAACAAGAUCAGUGCAGCCAAACCAAGAACUUACCUAAAUCCUACUCCUAUUUCCUCCUUUAAAUCAACUAAUACCAAUAUCAAACCACCUGUAAACACCCAACACUUACCUUUAUUACCUUCACCUCCAUUGAAUCAAAGGCUUAAUAAUGGCAAAAACAGAUUGAGUUUACCAACAAAAGAAAUGAAUGAGAAAAGGUUAAGAGGUGAAUGUUUUUGGUGUCCGGAGAAGUUCACUUCCACUCACAAAUGUCCUAGGAAACAGUUGUAUGUUCUGGAGAUUGAUGAUCAAGAGAGUGAUGAGGGAACAGAGUUACAAAAUGAAGAGACCUUAAUUGACACUACUGUUGAUGACCCUCUUAUUUCCAUUCAUGCACUAACUGGGGUACCCUCUUUUUCUACUAUGCAAGUGGUGGGCAAUAUUGGAACUAAAACCUUGAGAAUCCUCACUGAUUCGGGUUCUACUCACAACUUCUUGGAUGAAAAGUUGGCCAUGAAGCUGCAGUGUCAAUUAGAAGACAUCUCCCCUAUGAAGGUUGGGGUAGCUAAUGGAAUUCCAUUAAUGUGCAAAAAGAUAUGCCGAAAUUUUGAAUGGCAGAUGCAGGGCCUGUGGUUUAAAGCAGAUGUUUUAGUCAUAUCAUUGGCAACCUAUGAUAUGGUAUUGGGGGUGCAAUGGCUCCUGCCACUUGGUGAUAUUGUUUGGAAUUUCAGGGAUCUCACUAUGCAAUUUAGGGUGGGAAAUAAAUCUUACCAAUUGAAGGGGAGCCACAACAACAAAUUAUCAUUAUGCUCAAUAGAAGUUAUGAAUCAAUGGCUGGCAAAUGAUGAAAGUUAUGUGCAAGGUCAGGUGUACAGUCUGAAGAUGGAAACUCCUGAUAGACAGUUUCAGCAUGAAACCUUGGUGUCUAAUCCUGUAAGCCCUGCAGUUUUUGAUAACCUUUUGAAAGAAUUUGAUGAUAUAUUUCAAACACCUACUAGUCUGCCACCUCAUAGGGCUUUUGAUCAUAGAAUUGUUUUGAAAGAUGAAUCAAUAACUAUAAAUCAAAAGCCUUACAAAUAUCAGUUGGCCCAGAAAGAUAUUAUCGAAAAAAUGACUAAGGAAUUGAUAGACACUGGGGUGAUUAGGAACAGUGUUAGUCCUUUUGCAGCUCCUGUAGUCUUGGUUAAGAAAAAAGAUGGUAGCUGGAGGAUGUGCAUAGAUUACAGAAAAUUGAAUGAUGCAACCAUCAAGAAUGGCUUCCCUAUUCCCCUGAUAGAGGAUUUGAUGGAUGAAUUAGGAGGAUCCACUGUGUUCUCUAAAUUGGAUUUGAGAUCAGGGUAUCAUCAAAUCAGGAUGUACCCUGAUGACAUUCCAAAAAUAGCCUUUAGAACCCAUGAAGGGCACUUUGAAUUCAUGGUAAUGCCAUUUGGCCUGACAAAUGCUCCAGCAACAUUUCAAGCUCUCAUGAAUCAUACCUUCAAACCAUUAUUGAGGAAAUCAGUUCUAGUUUUCUUUGAUGACAUAUUAGUAUAUAGCAAAACUGUGGAAGAGCAUAUGGGUCAUUUAAGGGAAGUUUUGCAGAUUUUGAGGGCCAACAAAUUGUAUGCAAAGUUGUCUAAAUGUUCUUUUGGUGGGAGGGCUGUUGAAUAUUUGGGACAUAUUAUCAGCAAAGAGGGAAUUGCUACUGACCCAAAGAAGAUUGAGGCUAUUAAGCUUGGCCUGUUCCUAGCAAUAUCAAACAAUUGA
Molecule: messenger RNA, 2436 nt
Organism: Helianthus annuus (common sunflower)
Lineage: Eukaryota; Viridiplantae; Streptophyta; Magnoliopsida; Asterales; Asteraceae
Exons: 1
Coding region: 1-2436 (811 amino acids)
Source: RefSeq, a predicted model, not a curated record